This is a messenger RNA of Mirounga angustirostris (Northern elephant seal), 2427 nucleotides long. It is a transcript of the gene TMC1, whose product is annotated as transmembrane channel like 1. The transcript is spliced from 20 exons. Gene Ontology annotation, biological process: vestibular reflex; detection of mechanical stimulus involved in sensory perception of sound. Lineage: Eukaryota; Metazoa; Chordata; Mammalia; Carnivora; Phocidae. Gene Ontology annotation, cellular component: plasma membrane. Bases 1 to 2427 code for a protein of 808 amino acids. Gene Ontology annotation, molecular function: voltage-gated calcium channel activity; mechanosensitive monoatomic ion channel activity. The record is from RefSeq and is a predicted model, not a curated record.
AUGGAACCCAAAGGCAAGAAUGAAAUUGAGUCUCAAGCUCAGAUAGAACCUGAAACUGUGGCACUCCAGGAAAUAUGCUUCGUUCUUCUUUCUGGCUGCAUACGGUCUUCUUCCUCCUAUAGUAGACAUGACAGAACUGCUGUAUUUGUCCUUUCUUCAACAGUGCAAAUUCAAGUGGAGGAAAAAGAAGAUGACACAGAAGAAAGUUCAAGUGAAGAGGAAGAGGAGGAGGAAGAUAAACUACCUCGAAGGGAGAGCUUGAGACCAAAGAGGAAACGGACCAGAGAUGUUAUCAAUGAGGAUGACCCGGAACCUGAACCAGAGGAUGAAGAAACAAGGAAGGCCAGAGAGAAGGAGAGAAGGAGGAGGCUGAAAAGAGGAGCGGAAGAAGAAGAAGAAAUUAAUGAAGAGGAAUUGGAAAGACUGAAGGCAGAGUUAGAUGAGAAAAAACAAAUGAUUGCUACUGUCAAAUGCAAGCCUUGGAAAAUGGAGAAGAAAAUUGAAGUUCUCAAGGAAGCAAAAAAAUUUGUGAGUGAAAAUGAAGGAGCCCUUGGGAAAGGGAAAGGAAAGCGGUGGUUUGCAUUUAAGAUGAUGAUGGCCAAGAAAUGGGCAAAAUUUCUUCGUGAUUUUGAAAACUUCAAAGCCGCCUGCAUCCCAUGGGAAAACAAAAUCAAGGCAAUUGAAAGUCAGUUUGGCUCCUCCGUGGCCUCGUACUUCCUCUUCUUGAGAUGGAUGUAUGGAGUAAACAUGGUUCUCUUCAUCCUGACAUUCAGCCUCAUCAUGCUGCCAGAGUACCUCUGGGGUUUGCCAUAUGGCAGUUUACCUAGGAAAACAGUUCCCAGAGCUGAAGAGGCAUCUGCGGCAAACUUUGGUGUGUUGUACGACUUCAGUGGCUUGGCGCAAUAUUCUGUCCUCUUUUAUGGCUAUUAUGACAAUAAACGAACAAUUGGAUGGAUGAAUUUCAGGCUGCCGCUCUCCUAUUUUCUGGUGGGGAUCAUGUGCAUUGGAUACAGCUUUCUGGUUGUCCUUAAAGCGAUGACCAAAAAUAUCGGGGAUGAUGGGGGUGGUGAUGACAAUACAUUCAACUUCAGCUGGAAGGUAUUCACAAGCUGGGACUACCUGAUUGGCAAUCCGGAAACAGCAGACAACAAAUUCAAUUCUAUCACCAUGAACUUUAAGGAAGCAAUCAUAGAGGAAAGAGCAGCCCAAGUAGAAGAAAACGUCCACUUGAUCCGAUUCCUGAGGUUUCUUGCUAACUUCUUCGUGUUUCUAACACUUGGCGGGAGUGGAUACCUCAUCUUCUGGGCUGUGAAGCGAUCCCAGGAAUUUGCACAGCAAGAUCCUGACACCCUUGGGUGGUGGGAAAAGAAUGAAAUGAACAUGGUCAUGUCCCUUCUGGGGAUGUUCUGUCCAACACUGUUUGACUUAUUUGCUGAAUUGGAAGACUACCAUCCCCUCAUUGCUCUGAAAUGGCUACUGGGACGCAUUUUUGCUCUACUUUUAGGCAACUUGUAUGUAUUUAUUCUUGCCUUGAUGGAUGAGAUUAACAACAAGAUUGAAGAGGAGAAGCUGGUAAAGGCCAAUAUUACCCUCUGGGAAGCCAACAUGAUCAAGGCCUACAAUGCAUCACUCACGGGAAAUAGCACUGGGCCACCUUUUUUUGUGCAUCCUGCAGAUGUACCUCGAGGACCCUGCUGGGAAACAAUGGUGGGGCAGGAAUUUGUGCGGCUGACCGUUUCUGAUGUUCUGACCACUUAUGUCACAAUCCUCAUUGGAGACUUUCUCCGGGCAUGUUUUGUGAGGUUUUGCAAUUAUUGCUGGUGCUGGGAUUUGGAAUAUGGAUAUCCCUCAUACACUGAAUUUGACAUCAGCGGCAAUGUCCUCGCUCUGAUCUUCAACCAAGGCAUGAUCUGGAUGGGCUCCUUCUUCGCCCCCAGCCUCCCAGGAAUCAAUAUCCUUCGACUCCACACCUCCAUGUACUUCCAGUGCUGGGCCGUGAUGUGUUGCAACGUUCCUGAGGCCAGGGUGUUCAAAGCUUCCAGAUCAAAUAACUUCUACCUGGGCAUGCUACUGCUCAUCCUCUUCCUGUCCACCAUGCCCGUCCUAUACAUGAUUGUAUCGCUCCCGCCAUCUUUUGAUUGUGGCCCGUUCAGUGGUAAAAAUAGGAUGUUCGAAGUCAUUGGAGAAACCCUGGAGCAGGAUUUCCCAAGCUGGAUGGCAAAGAUCUUGAGACAGCUUUCUAAUCCUGGACUGGUCAUCGCUAUCAUUUUGGUUAUGGUCUUGACCAUUUAUUAUCUCAAUGCUACUGCAAAGGGCCAGAAGACAGCAAAUCUGGAUCUAAAAAAGAAGAUGAAACAGCAAGCUUUGGAGAACAAAAUACGCAACAAGAAAAUGGCGGCUGCCCGAGCAGAUUCCACAUAUAAGUGA